AUGCCCAAGAUGGGUAACACGGUAAAAUCGGUCAUUUUAUCCGAGUGGCACGUGGCUGAGGGGCAAGUAAUUAAAAAGGGCGCACCUUUUUUCAGUUACGAAACCGAUAAAACCCAAGUUGAACACAAAGCCCAAGAAGAGGGGACGGUUUUAAAAAUACUCGUCGAGCCUAACCAAGAAAUCGCCGUCUUUUCGCCCGUCGCGAUCGUCGGAAAGGCUGGGGAAGACAUUCGCGCUCUUUUGGCUGAACUCGAGCCGUCUGAGACUCCCAAAGUCCAAACCAAGCACUCUCGUCCCGUCCCAGCUGACGAGCCGCCGCAACUUACUCCAGUUCGAGCCGCUCCGGCGCCUGAGUCAGUUAGCUCGCCAGCGGCUGAACCAACUGAUCAGGUUCUAGGUUCAAACCGGAGCGGUUUUUCGCCGCGGGCUCUCCGCACGCUUCGUCGUUCGGGAAUUAACCCGGCCUUAGUCAACCCGGCUCAGCCCAACCAGCCGCGCCUAGUUAGUCAAGACGUUCUCGGAGCGAUGCAGCUCGCUAAGAUCAAGGGCGCGGUCAACCAAGUCAGUCAGCCCGACCUAGUUGAACAGCUGGCGAGCGAGGCGCCGCGAGCCAGCGGCGAUUCACCCUUUGAUUACCAACCGAUGCGCCGGGCGAUCGCCCGAGCGAUGCUCAAGUCAAAGGAGCAAUCAGCCGCCGCGACGUUAGUGAUCAGCGUUGACGCGAGCAAUUUAACCAAAGUUCACCAGCGCUUUAAAAAGGCCGCUCAAAGCGGCGGUCCGCGCAUUUCAAUUAACGACCUCGUCGUCUUUGCGACUUCGCGCGUUUUACCUAAGUACAGCCAAACGAUUAACGCCCAUGUGUUUGACGAGCGCGCCGUGGGGCACCGCCACGCUCACAUCGCGAUCGCCGUUGACACGCCCGGCGGACUAAUCGUGCCGGUUUUAACCCACGCUAACGCUAAGUCGUUGCGAGAGAUUAGCGAGCAAGCCCGCCAAAUGAUCAAACUCGUUCGCCAGGGUCAGUACCAGGCGGUCGAUCUCAAGUCGGGAACGUUCACGAUUUCUAACGUGGGCGCGCUCGGGAUUGAGUCUUUCACGCCGAUUCUUAACGAUGGUCAGGCGGCGAUUUUAGGCGUUGGUGCUUUGACGCUCCGAGCGCGCCAAAACCAAGCCGGAUUGGUUGAGUUUUACCAAGCACUGACUUUGUCGCUCACGAUUGACCACCGCCUGGUGGACGGCGCUGACGGCGGACGUUUUUUAGUCGAUCUCAAAACCGUGCUUGAAAAGAUCGAUCAA
Centruroides sculpturatus (bark scorpion) is the source of this 1296-nucleotide messenger RNA. RefSeq names its product dihydrolipoyllysine-residue acetyltransferase component of acetoin cleaving system-like. The record is from RefSeq and is a predicted model, not a curated record. Gene Ontology annotation, molecular function: acetyltransferase activity; lipoic acid binding. Gene Ontology annotation, cellular component: cytoplasm. Lineage: Eukaryota; Metazoa; Arthropoda; Arachnida; Scorpiones; Buthidae. The annotation marks the transcript as partial. The transcript has a single exon.